Molecule: messenger RNA, 912 nt
Organism: Monomorium pharaonis (pharaoh ant)
Lineage: Eukaryota; Metazoa; Arthropoda; Insecta; Hymenoptera; Formicidae
Exons: 5
Coding region: 1-912 (303 amino acids)
Source: RefSeq, a predicted model, not a curated record
AUGGUUCGUACAUGGGUCGGCGCGGUCGUUCAGGUCAUAUGGAUGUUGCGAGCAUUGCGGACGAUAAGUGAAACCCUUUGUCAAGUGUUAACAAUAAAAUUCGAUAUGGAAAAAGUUUCAUUGUAUGACUCGGAAAAGGACAUUGCUGUCGAUGUUAACCUGUCUCCAGAAGAUUUUUUACGUGCGCAGCAAGACAUGACGUUUGCAACAUCUUUAUUAAAUGCAGCUUUAAAAGAAAAAGCUUUGACAGAAAAAAAGGAAAGUUCUAUCAAAUUGGUCCCAAUUCAACAAAGCACUUCCACGGUGGUGCAAGAAUCGGCACAAACUGAAACACAUAUACAAAAUUCUACCUAUAGGUGGUCAACAACUGCUAUGCCGCUACUAUUAGAAACAUACAAAACAUUUCAAGAUAAAUUUAGUAGUGGGAAAUAUUCACACAAAAAAGUCUGGGAAGAAAUAAGUGCAAUUCUUGUGAAAAAAGGACAUCCAAUCACAGGACCACAAUGUGCGGCAAAAUUAAGAAGCCUAAAAAAAACUUACAAAAGCGUGAAGGACCAUAAUAAUCGAUCGGGUAAUGAUAGGCGAACUUGGCAAUUUUAUGAGAUUAUGGAUGAAAUCUUCCCAAAAAGAGCCUGGUGUUCUCCAGUUGCUGUUGCAUCAUCAACAGGAUUUUCCCUUAAGCAAGAAAAAGAUGCAGGAUUUGUCAAUAUAGAGUCUACAUCUGAAAAUGAGGAAAAAAUGUGCAAUUCUAAAAGGAAAGAGUUGAAAGGAAAAGAAAACGUGUGCAGUCUUUUUAAAAAAAGAUUGUAUCAAAAAACUGAACAAGAAGAAGCAAAAGCCAAAAGAAAUAAAGAAAGAUUGGAAAUGGACGAGAAAUUUCUUGCAGUUUUGAAUAAAUUUCUGGAAAAAUAG